AUGGGUGGACAACAGCAGUCCAAGCCGAUUGUUGCUUCGGAGCAUGAAAAGGCUCGUAUGAGGGCUAUGCGUGCUCAGGAAGACGAGUACGAAUAUAUCGAGGUCGGAGACGAAAAGGAUGGGCGGCUCGUUACGGAGAGGCAGGCCCAGGGUCUUCCCGUGAGUGUUCUCGAGACUUGGAAGACGAAUGUUCUCAAGGAUCCGAAGAACAGACUGGCGGUGACAGCCAUGAACUCGCUCAACCCAAAGCAAGUCUUCAAGUCCCCGGCGGCGGAGCAGGCGGACCAGCAAAUCUUCAACGUCAGGAUCCCGUUCGAGGGUGCGCCGGUGACGAACCAGCGGUCGAGCGGGCGGUGCUGGCUGUUCGCGUCGACAAACGUGUUCCGGGUGGCGCUGAUGAAGCGGUACCGGCUGGCCGAGUUCGAGCUCUCGCAGGCCUACCUCUUCUACUGGGACAAGAUCGAGAAGGCCAACUGGUUCCUGGAGCAGGUCAUCUCGACGGCGGGCGAGGACCUGGACGGGCGGCUGGUGCAGCACCUUCUGGGGGACACGGUGUCGGACGGCGGCCAGUGGGACAUGGUGUACAACCUGGUGGACAAGUACGGGCUCGUGCCGCAGGCGCUGUACCCGGACAACUGGAGCGCGCAGCACACGGGGACGCUCAACGACGUGGUGGAGACGAAGCUGCGCGAGUUCGCGCUCCGGCUGAGGGCCAUCUGCCGCGACGGCGCCGGCGGCGCCGGGGGGGCGGCGUCGGCGACGGCGGUGUCGUCGGCCAAGGCGGAGAUGAUGCGCGAGAUAUCGGGGGUGGUGACGCUGCUGCUGGGACCUCCACCCAGCCCCGACUCGAGCUUCACGUGGGAGUACGUGGACCGGGACGGCGUGGCGCGGUCGCUGCGGAGCCGGCCCCGCGAGUUCGCGCGCGACAUCGCCAGCGCGGAGCUGCGGAUCGACUCCGCCGUCAUCGAUUCGAUGGUGUCCCUGGUCAACGACCCGCGCCACGACCGGCCCUCGCUCCUGACCGUCGACCGGCUGGGCAACGUGGUGGGCGGGCGGGCGGUGACGUACGCCAACGUCGACAUGGCCACGCUCAAGGCGGCGUGCGUGGCCAUGCUCCGGGCCGGGCUCCCCGUCUUCUUCGGCUGCGACGUUGGGCAGUUCAGCGACAGCUCGUCGGGCGUCAUGGACCUCGACCUGUACGACUACGAGCUCGGGCUGGCGGGCACGGGCAUGCUGAGGAUGAGCAAGGCCCAGCGGCUGCGCACGGGUGCCAGCGCCAUGACGCACGCCAUGGUCCUCACGGCCGUGCAUGUCGACGAGGACACCGGCCAGCCGGUCAGGUGGCGCGUGCAGAACAGCUGGGGCCCCACGCCCGGCGACAAGGGCUUCUUCGUCAUGACGGACGCCUGGAUGGACGAGUUCGUCUACCAGGCCGUCGUGGAUCAGAGGUUCCUCACCCGCGACGUCAGGCAGGUGCUCGGACAGAAGCCUACUGUCCUUCCUGUCUGGGAUCCUAUGGGGUCGUUGGCUUAG
Geosmithia morbida is the source of this 1533-nucleotide messenger RNA. RefSeq lists its product as uncharacterized. Gene Ontology annotation, cellular component: cytoplasm. The transcript has 2 exons. The coding region runs from base 1 to 1533 and encodes 510 amino acids. Gene Ontology annotation, molecular function: cysteine-type aminopeptidase activity. NCBI's taxonomy places the organism in Eukaryota, Fungi, Ascomycota, Sordariomycetes, Hypocreales, Bionectriaceae. The record is from RefSeq and is a predicted model, not a curated record. Gene Ontology annotation, biological process: proteolysis; L-homocysteine catabolic process; response to toxic substance.